Molecule: messenger RNA, 1676 nt
Organism: Neodiprion virginianus
Lineage: Eukaryota; Metazoa; Arthropoda; Insecta; Hymenoptera; Diprionidae
Exons: 5
Coding region: 587-1237 (216 amino acids)
Source: RefSeq, a predicted model, not a curated record
AGCUCUACCUGCCUACAGGGAUCCUUGAAACACAUUGCGCGGUGCAAUAUCUUUCAGGAGGGAAAGGCGAAAGGGAAAGAAAAGGGGAAAGAGCGAUUUCUGCAAUGUCGGAGGAAGUGUAGGCGUCAAAUAAUCCGUAGAUAACACAGCGCGAUAGAUCGUUACCGAUCGGUCGCCGAGGAGUCGAUGCUGGAUCUUCUGAGUCUCUGGAGUCUAAUAACGGUCGCGAACUACGGCAUGACGCAUACUUCAUACAACUCGGCUUUUAAAUGCGUGACAUGAGAUCUUUGGUUGAGCUGAUUGGUAUUUCCCAUGGUACCCAGGCGAUCUCGAUCAUCACAAUUGAAGUUCCACCCAGUCAGUGUGGCCAGCCUGGCGGUCAGUAGUCGGAGAAUCAGCCAGACGCCUGCAGCCGACGACCGUCUUAAAACCAGUAUUUCCUUGAGUGCCCUCCGCGUUCCUUCAGUUAUUCGAAAGACGUCCACCGCGUUACUUGGAAGUCCUGUCGUGACUGCCGGAGAGCUGCAUCGCACAAAAGCUAAUCCUGUUACACUGUUUCUUAUACUCAUUUCACUCUGUCUACACCAUGUCUCGCUCAAGCAAAAUGAUACCAACAAAGACCGCCGGUUCCUCUCCAGUCCACAUUUCGAGCAUGGCGUGGAACUUUAAGAUAUUCGGAGCGAUCCUCUUAUUCGUUGAAAUGGUGCUGGGGGUCGUCUCCUUAUGGAAAGCCGGGUAUGACCUGAACACCAACUUUCCGGAGGUGAUAGUCAUGAGCAGUAAGGAGAUCAUGGCACUGAUCAUGAGGAAUAUUAUGGCAAAAUCGGCUGGCUAUGACGAAGAGAAGGUGAAAUUGCUGGAGAAAGAUCGCAAACAUUCCCCAGUGGAUCAGAUCACUGGGCGCGUGUUCGUAGUUUCGGUGUCUGGAAUCUUCAUCCUUAUAUCUUUCGUUCUGUUCGCUUUGUCUCUCGCGUCCUUGAUCACGAGAUCGUUCAAACGAAGCGCACCUGUUUACGAGAUGAUAUGCCAUUUGAUAAGUUUCGGAGCGCACCUUUUGGCAGCCUUGGCCCUUAACAUGCAAAUCGGCAUCCAGGGAGAAACUUUUGUUAAUUCUGAAAUGAUGCGUAAAGUAGUGUGGAUCGUCAUAGCGAACUCAACGCUGAAUUUCGUCAGUGCCAUCGUAUCUCUGUUGUCUUGCAGGGAAUUCAUGAUUACCGAUAGAGAAACCACUGCCUGAACGGGAUUUCGUAUUUUCUAUGCCCAGUCGUCAUAAUCAAGAACUACGAAUACUAGUCACGAGCGAAGACCAAAGUCAAUUUCGUAGUAUAAAUGCGAAAGAAGAAAAGAAAAACGAAAAAACGCAACGGCAACUGUAAUCGAUAAUUUCGCUGAAUCUUAAUUUAAUCGACGCCAGUAUUAAUUCAGCAAUUAAUGCUGAAUCUUAUAACGGGCUUUAUUCGAUGCAUCAUCGAGCUGCUUCAAUAGCACAGUCUUAAGUCGAUAAUAUUGAAGGACAUUGUUAUUUUUCUACUUUUAUAUUAAGCCUUUACAGCAUCGUCCAGCUCGCCCAUGUUCUUUCAUUGUCGUUCUAUUUUCGUACGAGUAAGUAUGCAGCACGAGUAUGUUAAUGUUCAGACGAAUUUAGUUGGAAUAUAAAUGACGAAGAAUAUGUUUAA